UUCUUCUAAUCUAAUGCCAAGUAGGAUUGCCAGUUGUCACAUAUAUGUAGGGAUCGUUUAAUUAGUUUCCAUGUUUAAUUAAUAGCCUUAGUUUGAAGAAUCCAAUCCAUCAAGAAAAAUUUAAACCCUCACAAAACCAAGAUGAUGACCAAAAGAACUUUCAUCCUUUUUUAUUUUCACGACUCUACCCGUCACCUCUUUUCGUCAUAUAUAAAUACAAGCACAAAUUCUUUGUCUUUCUCCCUCCCUAGUGCUCUGAACUUUCUUUCUUCUAAAAGAAAGAUUAAUACUCAAAGAUGCCAGCAGGGUCAUAUACAAGUAGCCAUGAUGAUAAUUCCUUCGAGGUGUUUCUAGGAGGUUGGUUAAUUAGGCAAGAACAAUUACUAAAUGAACUUGUUCUAGCACAAGACACUUUUGAUGAGGAAUCUCAAGAAGGUGAUAUAAGAGACCUCAUUUCUAGAGUUCUAGCUCAUUAUGAAGAAUACUAUGAAGAAAAAUCAAGAAUGACUCAGAGAAAUGUUUUUCGAGUCUUUUCACCUACUUGGUUCUCUCCACUCGAAAGGAGCUUCCUAUGGAUAACUGGAUUCAAUCCCGGCUUAGCUUUCUCUCUGGUAACUGAUUCUGUAGACGAUUUGAGUGAAAAUCAAGUUCAGAGGAUCAACUGGCUGAGACACGAGACGAAGGUUCAAGAAAGAUCCCUGACGGAAGAGCUGGCGAAAAUUCAAGAGAGCGUGGCUGCACCACCGGUGGUGGACCUAGCACAACGAGUAGGAAUGCAACUUAUAUAUGCUGACGAUAUAAACGUAGAUAUGGAAGAGGUAGAUGGGAACCUAGACACACUGAAGACAGCCCUGGAGAAUGUGGUGACUGAUGCUGAUAGGCUGAGGACAAGAACAGCUGAGAGAGUUGUGGGAUUGCUUAGGCCUUUGCAAAGUUUGAAGUUUUUCAGUGCUGCAGCUCAGCUUCAAUUGAGGGUUAGGAUGAUGGGAAUGCAAAGAGAAGCUGAUAGGCAGGAAAAUGAUAAUAAUAAUAAUAAUGAUGCUUCAAAUGGAUGGUAAAUUCAUGGAUUUUGUGACUUUUGGGCACUGGUUAGCAAGUUUAUUUUUAGCAAGUUUAAUUUAUUUGCUUUUUUGAUCAAGGAUACUCGAACUCUUCAAAAAUGUAUGAGUGUGUUGUUGGGUGCAUGUUGAAAUUUCUAGAAUUAUUUAUUUUUGGAAGAUUCGACACUAAUUCGAUAAC
Molecule: messenger RNA, 1239 nt
Organism: Capsicum annuum
Lineage: Eukaryota; Viridiplantae; Streptophyta; Magnoliopsida; Solanales; Solanaceae
Product: protein ZW2
Exons: 2
Coding region: 297-1058 (253 amino acids)
Biological process (GO): DNA-templated transcription
Molecular function (GO): sequence-specific DNA binding
Source: RefSeq, a predicted model, not a curated record